This is a messenger RNA of Oncorhynchus gorbuscha (pink salmon), 954 nucleotides long. Its product is annotated as osteoclast stimulatory transmembrane protein-like. Bases 1 to 807 code for a protein of 268 amino acids. The transcript is spliced from 7 exons. Gene Ontology annotation, cellular component: membrane. Lineage: Eukaryota; Metazoa; Chordata; Actinopteri; Salmoniformes; Salmonidae. The record is from RefSeq and is a predicted model, not a curated record.
AUGAAUAUUUUCGAUGGCACCAGAGUGGAUGUCGAGGAGAUGAAGAUGGGUAUCAGAAACGCCUCGGCCAGACUGAAGGCUGAGUUCAAAGCCAUGCAGGAUACUCUGGAGGUCACAGGUCACGUAGCACAGAAGGUCAUCGCCUCCUCCUUCAUCAUGCUGCUGCUGGGGAGUUCUGCCAGUUACCUGGUCAGGUAUCUCACAGACCUAAAGCAUGACAAUGUGUGUCAGACACGCCGGCUACAGGAGUUACUGAGGGCCCGGGGGGUGGAGGAGCUCCCAGAGGCCUACAGAAAGAGGCUGGUGAGGACCAGGGGCUGGAGGAUGACACAGAGGGAGCUGAGACGAUGCCUGUGGGGAGGCACCAUCCUGGGCUUCUACUGCCUGGUAUGUGCCCUGGUCCUAGGGCUCGACCACCUCAUCUACUCUGUCCUGCAGACGUCUCUGAGCUGGGCACAGGACAUUCCUGAGGUGAAAACUACCAUCUCACUCCGUGUGAAGAUUACAGCCCUAAUCAUUGGCUUUAUCCGUGAACCUGCGGGAGAAAUGAACAAAGAGUAUCGCUACAGGAUCCUGCUGUUGCCCCCGGACUGCGUACGUCCCCUGUCCCCCCCAGACCCGUCUGUCCUCUCUACCACCGCAGCCCUCUUCCUCACCGCCCUGGUCAUGAUUCUGGGAGAGGUGUUCUCCAGGAGGAUCAGGAGGAAGAUCUGCUCGUCCUUCUACAGAGACAGAGAGGAGGAACGAGCCUUGUACCUGCGGGACAAGAUUCUAUUAAAGCUGGAGGAUGAGGGAAAUAUUUCCUAGAUUGGUAAACUGGAAGGCGGAUCAGACCAUAAACCUCGGGAACACGAUUCUACUGCAGACCAACGAUGACUAGAAAUGAACACGAUUCUACUGCAGACCAACGAUGACUAGAAAUGAACAAGAUUCUACAUAUACAUUAAUCAAUCA